AUGGAUGUAAACCAACUGGAAAGUCUUAUGCGUAACUUGGCGAUCAAGGAAACUCGCACCAACAGCUUAGAUAUGUUGGAGAGCAAACUUGCAGAUGUGGACCCCGAAAUCUUCAAAGUUAUGUUGUGUUCCGAUAGUUUGUUCAAGUUUCUCGCGGAUGCUAACAGCGAUCAGCAUACUACUGCGUCUAGAAUCAUAUACGAUAAAGCAAUUGAAUUCUUCCCCAACGGUUCACCGGUUGUUGAUCAGUUCAUUGAACGUUGCUUGACACAUCCUAAAAGCACCGUCAAACAAUUUGGAAUGCGGGGUGCCGCCACGAUGGUCUACGAUUCGACGGGUAUAUCGUCUAAUAACGUACAACUGGUCAUUCUACAUUGUCUUCCGAUGAAGGAAGUAUACGUUAACACGCUGGUAAAUGUGCUGGUAAAAUCGUUACCCCCGGUCUUUGCUGAGGUUGGCGUGCAGAAAAAUUUGCUCUCUGUAUUGGAAUACGACGGAACGAUACGCUGUCGAGUAUACGAGAUCGUCUGUACGAUCCUUGAGAAGCAUCCUGUUUAUCUGCCGAUUGCCGACCCAAUCAUAAAACGUGCAUUGGCAGAUUUGGAUGGAACUGAUGUUCUGUUACAGACAAGCGUCUUGCCAAUUCUUACACAGCUGCUCGUCACCAAAGAGGGCUUUGAUUACGUGGAGGCGAUUGAUUUAUUUAACAAGGUUUACACAAACUUUGUCACAGUAAAAAUGACACCUUAUUUACGCUUCGUACUACCGAAUGCGCUUAAAUUCUACGCUAACGCGGCAGCGGUACAACCGGUCCUGUUUCUUUCGCGAUAUUCAAAGGCAGUAGAUUUUAUAUUUGAAAACACUUUACUUGACGAUUCGAUGCUGAUGGCCAUUGCCUAUGAUUGCUUAGGCAUGAUUGGAUCUACAAGCGAAGGUAAAAUUCACCUUUACCAGCAUAAACAAGAAAAAAUGAAUCCGUUUCUGAAGCAGCUGCCUGGAGUUAUUAGCUCCACCACGGAGGCAUGCAAAGUUCGAUUUAUCGAAUGUUUGGCAAGUCUGAUGUCUUUAGAAAACGGUCAAUUCGAUAAUCGAAUCUCGGACAUUACCCAAAGAUGGUACGAAACUAUGACUGAAAGCGAAGACCUUGAAAUGAUUCUAGAACUGUUCAAGGUGCCCUUCCCCAACCAAAAAAUGGCAACGCUGAAGCUGUUGUCUGCAAUUGUUGAUCAUCGUUGGGGACAGCUAUUUUUCCAGAAUACUGCAUGCUUCGCAGAGAUACUACUCAAUCGCAUGCUGGACGUAGAUGUCAACGUGACUCAGUUUAAGUACGAUGUGAUAAAAAAGCUUUCCCAAUCGACAGUUAUGGAAAACUUCUUGUUGGACAUGCUUAAGCAGUACGUAUCAGAAACAGCCUUUCACCAAAAAGCUCAGGUGGAGGUGGUCAUUGAAGGUGGUCAAUGAUUUGUAUGUUUUUGGGUUUUCAUUUCUUAUGGAUUUGCUUACAUUCAUGUCGCUCGUGUCCUAUAUCUUAUGAAAUAAAGAUAA
This is a messenger RNA of Anopheles nili, 1545 nucleotides long. Its product is annotated as 26S proteasome non-ATPase regulatory subunit 5. The record is from RefSeq and is a predicted model, not a curated record. Gene Ontology annotation, biological process: proteasome assembly. Bases 1 to 1461 code for a protein of 486 amino acids. The transcript has 4 exons. Gene Ontology annotation, cellular component: cytosol. Lineage: Eukaryota; Metazoa; Arthropoda; Insecta; Diptera; Culicidae.